AUGACUUCACCACUAGACGACGAUCACGCUCCGGCUCGAGCCGCCAACAAGCCAACACAAACCACUGCGCCCACCAUUGGUAAAAGCGAAGCCUACAUCAGCUCUGGUGCUGUCUCAGUUGGGGGUGGUGAUCAAUUCAACGGGAACCAUACUCAAUAUCACAGUCAUAUUGAGCAUGACAAUCACACUGAGAAUCACGACCAUUCCCGUACCUACAAUUUCAAUAUUCCCAUUCGCAUUGACUCCAUCAGUCUCUUCAUACUGGCACAGCUUGCACCUCCUAGGGUGCGUGUAUGCAAGUGUGACUUUACUGGCCAUGGCAUUCUGCUCCUACUGGCUGCUGCUUCUGAUUUGAAGGGUUCUAUGGCUAACCUGUGUGUCUGA
This is a messenger RNA of Fusarium coffeatum, 384 nucleotides long. RefSeq lists its product as uncharacterized. NCBI's taxonomy places the organism in Eukaryota, Fungi, Ascomycota, Sordariomycetes, Hypocreales, Nectriaceae. The record is from RefSeq and is a predicted model, not a curated record. The transcript has 2 exons. The coding region runs from base 1 to 384 and encodes 127 amino acids.